Molecule: messenger RNA, 3706 nt
Organism: Caenorhabditis auriculariae
Lineage: Eukaryota; Metazoa; Nematoda; Chromadorea; Rhabditida; Rhabditidae
Source: the annotation of a GenBank genome assembly
AUGCUAACAGCUGAUGUCCACAGCGAAGAUGACAGUGCGGCGGAAGGCCUAAAAGAAAUGGAUAAUAUCACCGCUCUGCAUGGAGAUGGAAGUGCCCAACGACAAAGAGAAGAAGUUGAAAAAGCGUGGGAAUAUUUUGUUGAAGGUUUUGUCGGAUAUAUUUAUAUAUUUUGUUCUGAAACAUGUAAAAACAGGAGUCCACCCAGGUAACUGUCGUUGAUGUCGUCGAUUUUGAAACGUUCGGAGAACAUGAAGAAGAGUUAGAGAGUUAGAAGAAGGGCAUCAAAUAGCCUGCCGAUGAAACGAUCGAGACAAUUACAGAUGUGCAGUAAGAGUUGAUGAAUAAUAAAGAAAACCACUGGCAGGAGAAGACAGGAUCGAUAUUUGUACAUUUGGUCGAAGUGACAAAUUCUAACCAAAGCUCAAGUGGAAGCACGUUCGAUGACGCCGAAGUUAUUCUGGUGGACAAAGAAUGGCGAUCGACGAAGACUUAUAGAAAUUUCAAAGCUAAAUUCUACAAGGUGACGAUUAUAAGUAAAUCUUAGCAAAGUGAGUGUAGAAAAAAAGCAAAAAAUAAAAUCAGAUUGGAUAUCAAAGGAUGAAUUUUGCCGCUGUAGGCUGAGUGUUCCAGACGAAACUACAAGAUGUCUGGGCAUCGAAUGCUCUAUGUGGGUUCCCAGAUAAAACAAAUUGAAGAGGAAAAACUGUUGCAGAGACAUAGCUAAGCGCAGUACCUACUCAGACAGGAAGAAAGUCAUACUGGCAGGCGUCUUACCGCAACUACGUGCGGUGCUGGAGAAGGAACUGCCGCAAAUCCUCCAACACCGGCGCUACCACCAUGAGAAUGCACGUUCAACUGAAACGGGUUAUGAGUUCUCGGAAUCGUUUGCGGUAGAUUAAAAAAACACCGAAAAGGGUCACAAACUAUUUUUUAGAAGAACUGCGAGACAAACCGAGAAUUUGCCGCCAACAUCAUACGUCUGAGCGCCAUCAUCACCGCAGAUGGUUUCAGAUAUGAUGGCAAAGGCGUAAAGAGAGCCCAAGUCUGGCCGAUGACGUUGGCUUUACUAGACAUAACGGCUGCGAAAAGGUUCUCACUCAAAAACAUUCUGACUGUAGGCUUAUUUCGCGGAAACGAGAAACCCACUCUUGAAGGUGAGUAGUGGAUGAUAGAAAAAAAAGUAGAUAAUUAAGAAUGGAACGCUCUGAGCGGCAUAUCUUAACGAAUGUCGUAAGUUCGAUAACGGUGGAAUGCAAGGGAACGGUUUACCAAGUUUACCUGAAAGUAACACACGGUGUAAUGGAUUUUGAGGUCUGAUUUGGAGAAAACAGGAGGAAAAAAAAUGUUUGGCUGCAAUUUAUGAGAAGCUAACGCGAGGGGAGUAAUCUUGAACUUUAGGCCAUGCGAGCUGCUUUCCGUGUAAGAUUAUACGAAUCAGGUCUCUGCAUUUGGUGCGAUGUUGUUGGUGAAAGAUUGAACGGAGCAGCGAGAUACCCUUGUGCUAAGGGUUGUACAAAAACCGCCGACUAUCACGAUUUUAGCAGCAUCAACGCAGUAAACGAGUACAAAGGUGUUGAAGAGAUGGAAAAAAGAAAUAAGCUGAAAAUAAUUCAGAGUACGCGUUAUUUGCAGCUGUUGUGAACGCCUCGGGUUCAAUUGUAGAUAUGCUUCACGUCGUGUGCGAGGGAUUUCUAGAAAGCAUAUACAGAGGUUGAGUGUGUUCAAAACAUCUUUUAGUUGCGGUGAGACUGAUAUGGAAAAUAUCCUUCUAAUUGAGAAACGAAAUAUCAGAGUGAUAAAUAAAACCUUAGAGAAAUCCAAGCUGCGAAAAAAAAAAACGGAAAAAUUUUUUUUUAGCAUUAAGUUGUGAAAGAGUUAAGAAUUGGAAACAGAUUUGGCGGCCACCAACAAGCUGCGUCCAAAGCUUCGCGUUCAAAAUGGUAUUCUUGAGGAAGUCGAAAAAAUAGGGUUUGUUUAGCUUGUACGAACGAUACAGAAAACGUUUUUUUUUCUACAGAGGACGAGUGAAACUGCCGACCUAUUGUAGCGCUAGACUCAUUUCACUCACAGCAGUUGCAAACUGCUCGGCAAAAGAAUUGUUGAUGGUAAGAAUAAGUAAUUUGUGAAGAAAGAAAGUAAUAGGCAGAUGAAAAAAUUUUUUGAGGCUUCGCAUCUAAUUCUGCCGAUACUGUGCUUCGAAAUGUACAUAAAUGAUGGCUUGACGGCGUCCUACACGUUGGCUCUCAGUUGCUUGAUUCGGGCCCUCUAUAUGGAUGGACUAAAGAAGGAUGAUUUGAAUGACAUCGCCUACGCACUAGAAGCUCUUGGUUCUCUAUGGGACGAGGUUUACUCGAAAGGGACAACAACCAUAAAGACGCACGUGAGUUUGGAUGUGCUCAAACUCAUUUUGAAAGAAGCAGUCUUUCUUUGCGCACCUCCCAGAGCAGUUGCGCAAAUAUGGUAAUGUUGUGGACUUGGACACGAGCGGCUUCGAACAUUCGUACAUGGAGUACAAGCACCUACUCAACCCGCAUGUUACGACAAAUUUUGAUUUGUACGCUUUGCAAAGGUAUUGAUGAACGACAAGCUUGAUAAGCAUCAAGUGUUUCAAGCAUUAUCUUCAAUAUCCGUCCAAAAUGUACAUGCUAGUUGUUUACUUAGUUUAUUUCUUUUUGGAUGGUUUUGAAAAAAUGUUCAACUAAAAAGCAACUUACAAAUCUGCUGUAUAUGGUAUUUACUGGCGCACAACUGAAGUGUCAGCGAAGGGUGCAACUGAGUAUCCCGCCUAAAAUUUUAGAAACCUCAAUCAAUGAAGUGAAGGUCUAUGAACCCCGAAGGCUCUCUGACGGGUCAAACGUUUAGAUCUUCUAGAAGAAAUACACUGCUCCACAUAAUUAUAUAUCCACUUGAAAUUUUUGGGAAAAUGACUGCUGCGUGGACUUUGUGUUUAUUCUUUUUUCCGAAUAUAUGUUCAACUUUUCAGAGAUCCCUUGCUAUUAGUAUUCCUUUUUUCAAAGAAAGGAUGAGAAAAUGAUAAAUGAUAGAAUAAACUAAAAAAUGUUUAAAAGUUUGAAGUCAGAAGAGUAUAUAAUCGGGGGAAAAUUUAAAACCUUUUUUGUUCAAUCAAACCGUUGAUAGCUAUAUUAAUCUGAUCGAAAUUCCCAUCUUUUGACAACAAAAAGAUUUUCGGAAACUCUCAAAAUUUUGAAUUUUUCGAAUAAUCUCAAGUGGAUAUAGGGACUGAUACAGACCAUGUCUGUACUAACAAACCACAAAAUUCAAAAUCUUCCUCAAAGCCGAUCAUGAGAAAAAAGAAGAAGUUGUUUGCAUUUUAAUGGAAAUUUGAAAAGGUAUGCACCAAGAAACUUUCAUCCGAAAAAAGAAAGGAACGACCUAAUAUACACUAAUUUUGAGAAUUGUUCUACAACGGCACGCUUACUUCCAACUCGAGAAACGAAUAUCUGAAACUAAAGUUCCGCAGUUUAAAAAGCUCUACACCCAGCAUUGUGCAAACAGGUGAUUCGGAAAAAUUAUGUUCAUAAAUUUUUAAAUAUCUUGAGAGCUCGUGGGUUGCGACCGGAAGACACAGCUGAUCCAUUUGUUCCCGAGCAAAGAGUAAACCCGCCGAACACUACAUCCCCGGCCUACCCGUCCUACGAUGCUUUGUUGAGAUAUGUACCUUUUGGGAACAGCGUCACUUUGUAG